AUGCCUAAUCUUGAAACGUAUAAUAUUUUGAUUAAGAUUUCAUGUCGAAAACGACAGUUUGAUCAAGCCAAGAAGCUUUUGGAUUGGAUGUGGAGUUAUGGAGUACGACCUGAUGGUUAUAGUUAUGGGACUUUGAUCAAUGGGCUUGUGAAAUGUGGUACUUUAUUGGAUGCCUUGAAGGUGUUUGAUGAAGUGUCUGAGAGAGGUCUUACCCCCGAUGUUACUUGUUAUAAUAUUUUGAUUGAUGGGUAUAUAAAAUCUGGCCUUGUUGAUGAAGCUAAAGAAAUUUUUCAGAGGUUGACAACUGAUUCUGAGGUUUAUCCAAGUGUGGUGACCUACAAUGUUAUGAUCAAUGGUCUAAGCAAAUGUGGUUAUGUAAGUGAGAGUUUAGAGUUUUGGCGCCGGAUGAAGGUGAAUGAGAGAAAGUUAGAUGUGUUUGACGAGGGGGGAGAAGAAAAAUUUGUCAGAAGGUUAGAGAAAAAUGGAGGAUUGAAGCUUGAAGAAGGUAGGAAGAAGGUUGAAGAAGGAGAGAGAAAAAAUCGAGGGGAAAAAAUGAAUAUAUGGGUCAAAUUUUUAAAUUACCACCCGUUAGGUGGGGCCCUUUUACGGAAAACCACCGGAAUUUUGAAACAGGUGGUAACUUGA
Molecule: messenger RNA, 645 nt
Organism: Chenopodium quinoa (quinoa)
Lineage: Eukaryota; Viridiplantae; Streptophyta; Magnoliopsida; Caryophyllales; Amaranthaceae
Product: pentatricopeptide repeat-containing protein At3g09060-like
Exons: 1
Coding region: 1-645 (214 amino acids)
Molecular function (GO): protein binding
Source: RefSeq, a predicted model, not a curated record